GACGUGAAGUCGCUGCAGAGGAAAUCGCUCGAGAUGAGAGAGGGUUUAAACGUGCGCCACUCCGCACCCGGCUGUCCAUGUGCGGACAGCCCGUGUCUGACAUGAGCUCGGACUGCGAAAGUUAUUACAGCAAAGAAAACGUGUUCGUGGGGGGCUUCACGUGUCCGAAAACGGACGGUGACACCACGGCACUUUUCUGCUGUGGGUUCAGUGACUUGAAGUACUGUUGUGAUGACCCCAACAGCUUUUUCCCCUACGAAUAUGGAUACAUGUGGUGGCUAAGUCUUGGAGCUCUUGUGGGUCUCUCUGUAGCAGCUGUGGUUCUUCUUGCCUUCAUCAUCACUCUGUGUGUCCUCUGCUAUCUGUUCAUCACCACCAAACCCAGGGGUCUGGACAAUGGGCUGCCACUCCGAGCACCAGGUUCUACAUCAAGUCCACAAAGACCAGGAAUGAGUCAUACCACCAGUGUGCCUGCUGGUCCUCAAGGCCUCAGGAAACACUUUCUGAGUGGCAAGCUGGACUGUGACAACCAGCCCCCGGACCCUGACCGCCUUUUCCAGCGUUGUUUCAUGGCCACUGUGACAUCUAUCAAAGUUGAGGGACCUGCAUAGACUUGUGGAAUAUUUGACUUUUUGACCAGAUACUUUUACUUUGAUUCUUAUAUAUUGGAUGCCAACCUGUUUACUACUACACUAAACUAUAGAUUACCACAUAAUCUGAGCAAUCCUAAGAGGAAUUGUCAUUGUUUGAAAAUGAUUAUUGCUAUGAAUGGUAGUAAAUCUGCAGUAGGGGUCUUUGGGAAAUGUUUGCAGCAAGUGUUGAAUACAGAUUAUUUGGACUAAAUGGUUUUAAAUGGUUUUAUAUACAGGAGAUGGGAUGAGUUACAAUAAAUUCAUUAGAGCUCAUUUCAAUAGCAAUUUCCCUAAUGUCAAGAGUUUGUUAGCACUUGCUGUUCCUGCAUUUUAUGCCUUUAAAACUGAAAAAAAAAGGUGCAGAAGUUAUUGUUUUUAAAAUUAGAUCCACUGAGAAAUAACCUCAUUAUGUUAAAUGAUGAGAAACCCUUGACAUCACUGAUAGAAUUUUUUUGAACCUGAGAGACUAAGUGAUUUUUACAAACAACAAGAAUGUAGUGACCUGAUCUUUGAGGGUACUGAGUUUACUGACGCGUUGUGUGUUUGAUUUGUUUGUGCCUAUUAUGGUUUCUUUGCAUUUAAACUGAUGGCCGGAAACUGUUUUUGGAAUUUGACCCAUCUAGACUAAAAGUCAGGAUAUCUCCCUCUCUGCUUUGAUUAAAUCUCUCACUCCCAAGUCCCCCAAGUGGAAGUGUGUUUCUAAUCUCCACUGGAUGCAGUUACAUCAUGCUCCAGCUGCGUCGUGUCUCUUUUCUCAUUUCAAAUGCCCACUGGAAAUGCUUCAAAAGUGGAGCAUCUUUAUGCAGCCUUUUCUACAGCAGCCAUAUUUACAGCAUAUUUUAGAGUUGUUUUGACAAAUGCUAAAUGCAUAUGCUAAGAUAAGAUAAGAUAAGAUAAGAUAAUCCUUUAUUAUAAUUUCCCACAACGGGGAAAUUUACAGUUUAAAUGCAUGGACCAAGGGAUGACAGUGUCUAAGUCUGUCAAUCCUACUGACUUAAGCAGUUAUCUGACCAGUUCUCAAGUGCCAUCAUGAGGGUCAUAUUUUUGGUUUUGAGUGAAAUGUCGUGAUAAUUGAUUGCCAUGUAACUUGGUACUUGAUGCCUGUGUCCCAUGAACACUUUUUUGGUUUUUUGUUUUGGCUUCAUGUUGUAGCUGUAAAUUCUCAAUUGUGCAUUGACUGCUCAGCUCAUUUUAACAAUAUUCAAGUAAUAUCAGUCUCAGUUUCAUAAGUUCAUCAGUUCAUGAGCUUAUUAACAGCCUCAUUAACACUUGUGGUUAUGUUUACUAAUCUUGUAUUUGUAGCACGAUUGCCUCUUAGCCUUUAAAUGUGUUUUUUCCAAAGUAAUUAAAGCUGUGACAUGUUUGUGUUUGUCUCUUGCUUUGAUCUUACUGCACCUUUUUACCUCACAUACUGCAUUUUUAUGACUUGCUAUGCAGAUGAUUUAUUCUAAAUCUGUCAAAUCAGUAAACAUUCAACAAGUCAACAUAGAUUUAUUCCCUGGACAUCAAAUCAUUUAAAUAUUACUAAUCACUUACUACUCACUUCAUGCAAGUAUGUCACAGAUGAGAAAAAUACCAUGAAGAUGGAAUGAUGGAAAUCAUACCUGCACACCACAACACUACACUGCCUAAUUUUGGUAUAGCACCCUCCAAUCCCCAAAUUUCCUCAGAGAAAAUUCUGAAAUGGAAGUUCACAAUUUACAUAAGUUUAAAAAUGAAUUAAUACAUUUCAAAG
Molecule: messenger RNA, 2367 nt
Organism: Lates calcarifer (barramundi perch)
Lineage: Eukaryota; Metazoa; Chordata; Actinopteri; Centropomidae
Product: protein shisa-like-2A
Exons: 3
Coding region: 78-611 (177 amino acids)
Source: RefSeq, a predicted model, not a curated record